CGCCAGUCUUUUCCCGUCUGGCCUCGUUUUGUGGCAUCCCCCACUUUCUCCAUCAUGGCCGCCAGCAAUGACCUUCGGGGCUGGGUCAUGAGCGCCGUGUCGGGCGUGGCCUGUGUCCUGGGGUCGUCGGUCAUUUGCAUCGAUCUCAUCUUGCGGCGGUUCUCUCGCCGCAAGAGCUUUCAGAUCGUCCAUAACAAUGCUUUCUUGUCUGCCUCGCUCAGUCUGAGCGCGGGUGUCAUGCUCUUCACCUCCCUAUACAGCAUGCUCCCUACCUCCCACAGAUACCUUAUCCGGGCCGGGUUGUCUCCCUCUCUGGCGGCCUACAUCCUGAUCGGGCUCUUUCUGGCUGGCGUAGUUGUCAUCCGUCUGGCGUCGGCACUUCUACAUCGGUACAUUCCGUCUCAUGUCGUCGACUGUGCCCAUACCCAUGAGCCACACGCCGGCUCCGAUCCUGAACAUGGUGGCAAACCAGAUGGGCAUCUGCAUGCACACGACUCGAAUAACAUGAGCGAACGGACUCCUCUUUUGACGCGGUCGUACAAGUCUUCCCCGGCCACUGUCACUCUCCCUACGAUGGCAGACCCCGCCUUGUUGCACGAGGAAUCGUUGCGUAUCCGCCUGACACGCCGCCUCAGCCGUCUUGUUGUUGGAGUCAAACCCCAUUGCGAUGAAAAUGGCCCUUGCUUUGGCUUUUCACAAGCCUGUGGGCACGAGUGCACCAAGACGCUCGAGGGCUCGGAAAUUUCUGUCGCGGACGAUGGCACCGUGCGCCCGCCCCUUCCGCACCCCCACAGCAUCGCCGGACAAAUCGACUCGACACGACCGGAGGAUUUGGAGGCAGGCCUGCCGUCGCACAGCCUCCCUCAUGAAGCGAGCUCAUCCUCGUCCCGGACCGGACACCUUGAUGACGAGGAUGCGACGUCCGAGGAUGGAACUAAGCCCGGAAAUCCUCAACACCACCACCAUGUGCCACAGAACGCCUUUCUGGCAAUUGGCCUGCAGACGUCGAUAGCCAUCGCCCUGCAUAAGCUGCCGGAGGGUUUUAUCACCUAUGCUACCAACCAUGCAAGCCCGACUCUAGGACUCACCGUUUUCUUGGCUCUCUUCAUCCACAACAUCAGCGAGGGAUUUGCCAUGGCCCUGCCUCUGUACCUCGCCCUUCAUUCGCGCGGCUGGGCCAUGUUCUGGUCGAGCCUGCUAGGCGGCAUCAGUCAACCGGCGGGCGCUGCCCUGGCCGCUCUGUGGAUCUGGGGGGCUCGUCGUGCCAACGGCGAUGAGGCCACCGGGCCGUCAUGGGGCGUGUACGGUGGCAUGUUUGCCGCCACAGCGGGGGUCAUGGUCUCCGUUGCUUUGCAACUAUACAGCGAGGGACUCACGCUGACUCACCACCGGGGAAUGUGCACGGGGUUCGCUAUUGGAGGAAUGGUCCUGAUGGGGCUCAGUUUUGCCCUUACCGCAUGAUCAGAUGGCGUUCUUGUUCGGAUCUUACAGAUGCAGUGCAUUUAUUAGACAACAGAGUCAGAAUAGCAUUCCUGGCGUUAGGUUGUGAUUAUUAACGAGUAACGACAUUGAAUUAUAGAGUGGCUGUAACCUAUUAGUUAGUACCACAAUCAGACAUGCCAUUCUUG
Molecule: messenger RNA, 1628 nt
Organism: Aspergillus ibericus CBS 121593
Lineage: Eukaryota; Fungi; Ascomycota; Eurotiomycetes; Eurotiales; Aspergillaceae
Product: Zn(2+) transporter ZRT3
Exons: 3
Coding region: 55-1461 (468 amino acids)
Biological process (GO): zinc ion transmembrane transport
Cellular component (GO): membrane
Molecular function (GO): zinc ion transmembrane transporter activity
Source: RefSeq, a predicted model, not a curated record